GAAUUCUCCCACAUGUCUUUUGACAAUUUCAGUAUAUAUACUCAAAGCCUCUUAGUAAUAUCAUUCUCAUGCUCAUCAACACAACUCAUAACAAUUGAUCACAGCAUCCUCCUAUCUUGAUCGUUCGUACCCCACAAGACAAGAACUUCAACUUUUUUGUACCUGGCAAUCCAAACAUAUUAAUCAAAAAGAGAUGGGAAGAGCUCCAUGCUGCGAGAAGAUGGGGUUGAAGAGAGGUCCAUGGACGCCUGAAGAAGAUCAAAUCUUGAUCUCUUUUAUCAUCAAACGUGGCCAUAGUAACUGGCGAGCCCUCCCUAAGCAAGCUGGUCUUUUGAGAUGUGGCAAAAGCUGUCGACUUAGAUGGAUGAACUAUCUAAAGCCUGAUAUUAAACGAGGCAAUUUCACAAAAGAAGAGGAGGAUGCUAUCAUCAGCUUACACCAAAUCCUUGGCAAUAGGUGGUCAGCUAUUGCGGCAAAACUACCAGGAAGAACAGAUAACGAGAUCAAGAACGUAUGGCACACUCACUUGAAGAAGAGACUCGAAGAUUAUCAACCUGCUAAACCUAAGACAACUGGCAACAAAAAGAAGGUUACUAAACCAAAAUCCGAAUCCGUAAUAUCGAACUCGAACAGUACUAGAAGCGAAUCCGAGCUAGGAAACUCAUCAAACCCUUCCGGAGAAAGCUUGUUUUCGGCAUCACCUUCCACUAGUGAGGUUUCUUCGAUGACACUCAUGAGCCACGAAGGACAUAGCAACGAGACUAAGAUGGAUCAUCAAAAAGCGGGAGACAUCAUAAGUACUAUCGAUCAAGAUUGUGUUUCUUUCGAAAAUUUCGGUGCGGACAUCGAUGAGAGCUUCUGGAACGAGACACUUUACAGCCAAGAUGAUCUUGAAGUUGCUGGUUUAGAUGAGACGACACACCAACAGUUUCAGCACCUAGGCUCCGUUGAUGAUGGAAUGAUUUUCGAUAGUGAGAUGGACUUCUGGUUCGAUGUAUUGGCGAGAACUGGUGGGGAACAAGAUCUCUUAGCCGGGCUCUAAAUUAACAUUUUGAUAAGUAAAGUGAAUUAUACAGUAUGGUGCAAAAUUAAGUCUAAGAAACUCAAAUUGCUGUUUACUAAAAAGAAACACUCUUAACUGUUGAUGUGAUGUAAUUAGUAUAUUAAUUAGAGCUUGUGUAUUCAAGAAAAUCUAUUCAUUUGUUUCUCCAAGAUUGAGUAGUUAGCAGGUUCGAGUAAUUAAUAAUCA
Camelina sativa (false flax) is the source of this 1249-nucleotide messenger RNA. NCBI's taxonomy places the organism in Eukaryota, Viridiplantae, Streptophyta, Magnoliopsida, Brassicales, Brassicaceae. The record is from RefSeq and is a predicted model, not a curated record.